GCAUCUGGGAACCCGGCAUUUACUCGGGUGCCAUGGCGAAGCGCAUCCCAGUACCUCAGCGCGAGGGUGUCACGCGCGACGAGUUUCUACAGCACAUUUAUCCGCAGAGAAAGCCAGUAGUGCUGAAAGGAAUUGAUCUUGGGACAUGUACUACCAAAUGGACAGUGGAUUACAUCAGCCAAGUAGGAGGAACUAAAGAAGUGAAAAUUCAUGUUUCUGCAGUUCCACAGAUGGACUUCAUCAGUAAGAACUUUGUAUAUAGAAGUUUGCCAUUUAACAAGUUUGUACAAAGGGCAGCAGAAAACAAGCACACGGAGUUCUUUAUUUCAGAGGAUGAGAAGUACUACUUGAGAUCACUUGGUGAAGAUCCUAGAAAGGAUAUUGCAGACAUCAGAAAACAGUUUCCUUUAUUAGAAGGAGAUAUCAAGAUUCCAGAAUUCUUUGAAAAGGAACAAUUCUUUUCUAGUGUCUUUCGUAUUAGUUCACCGGGAUUACAGCUUUGGACUCACUAUGAUGUUAUGGAUAAUUUCUUAAUCCAAGUGACAGGGAAAAAACGCGUUGUGUUGUUCAGUCCUCGAGAUGCCCAGUAUUUGUAUUUAUCGGGUACUAAAUCAGAGGUGCUGAAUCUGGAUAACCCAGAUCUGAAUAAAUAUCCACUAUUUUUCAAAGCCAGGAGGUUUGAAUGUGUCCUUGAAGCAGGAGAUGUAUUGUUCAUUCCUGCUUUAUGGUUCCAUAAUGUGAUUUCAGAAGAGUUUGGAGUAGGAGUGAAUGUUUUUUGGAGGCACCUUUCUUCUGACUGCUAUGAUAAAACAGACACCUAUGGAAACAAAGAUCCUACAGCAGCCUCAAGAGCGAUCCAGAUUUUGGACAGAGCCUUAAAAACACUUGAUGAACUACCAGAGGAAUAUAGGGACUUUUAUGCCCGGCAAAUGGUCUUACGAAUUCAAGGCAAAGCUUUUAGCUCUAACUAUGAAUAGAUAGUAUACUAAAAUAAACUACUUAGAAAAUUCACAUACAUUGUACAGAAAUACUAAAUAAAAACGAUUUUUUAAAUAUUUAAAAGAUUCAUUCUUUUAAAAUAGAGAAGUGUCAUAGCCCCAGUUUGGUUAUUGAAAUAACUAUCAGGGAUUGUUAAAUUACAUUAAGGAUGGUAGAAAGGAGUUAGGAGAUGGCUUUACCAUUUAGUUACAUGUGUUUAGGAAAGUUUCCUAAUCUUUGGGCUUAAUUUUCCUUAUCUGCAAAAUAAGAUUAUUGAAUAAGGGUCUUUUAAAAUGUUUAAAUUAAAAUUUUUAUGAUUUAUCUGAGUUGAUUAUAGUUUGGGUUCUUUUCAGGGUAAGUGUCCAGUGUGAGGUUAAUGUCUCUUCUGCUUAGCAUUGUUUAGGGAUGCUUCUAUGCCAUCUGUUUUGCUAUGCUGAGAUGUAAAUCAGCUUUACCUAAGAAAAGUAAAUAUGCUUGGACAAAGAAAAAUUUAUGUAAUAAAAUCCAGAUUCCAAUAUAAAUUUGUGUUAUUAGACUUUUGAUAACAGAUAUGAUAGAAUUUUAGAGGUGAAGUAAAGCUUUUAAGAUCAAGCUAAUCUAACUCCAUUUUAAUGAGGAAACUGAGGU
This is a messenger RNA of Dromiciops gliroides (monito del monte), 1605 nucleotides long. RefSeq names its product tRNA-yW synthesizing protein 5 (gene TYW5). Bases 33 to 977 code for a protein of 314 amino acids. The transcript has 8 exons. Gene Ontology annotation, molecular function: 2-oxoglutarate-dependent dioxygenase activity; tRNA binding. NCBI's taxonomy places the organism in Eukaryota, Metazoa, Chordata, Mammalia, Microbiotheria, Microbiotheriidae. The record is from RefSeq and is a predicted model, not a curated record. Gene Ontology annotation, biological process: wybutosine biosynthetic process.